ACCGUGGACGAUUUGUUCAGUUUUGAUAUUAGUAUAAAAACGAAAUAAUUCGUGCCAAAAGAUAUCAGUAGCACCUCAGCAAUUCAGCUUAAGUCAACUCAAGUCUAAACUUCAAAACCAAAACCCCCCAAGCAUCAUGUCUGCCAAUGUUGUGAUCUGCCUGGCCAUCUGCGCCCUCGCCGCCGUGUCGGUCAACGCCGGAGUCGUUCCGCUGGCAGCUCCAUUGGCCGCGGCCGGAGUCGUGGCCCCGUACGCCACCUCGUACAACGCCCACACCGUGAACCAUGCCGUGGCUGCUCCGUUUGUGGCCGCCGCUCCGUACGUUGCUGCCGCUCCGGCUGCCAAGCUCGUUGCUGCCCCCGCUGCCUACGGUUACGCCGCGUCUCCUUUCGGCUACGCCGGAUUUCCGGCCGCUGCCUACACCGCGUACAACGGAUUCCCCGCUAGCUAUGUGAUCUAAGAACGGAACGAGCGAGGUGUCGCCCCCCUGGACUAGAUGGCCUGUGAUGAUGAUCUCGGACAUUGGCGAGACAGAAACAAAACCCGGUUUUAUGAAGUUUAGAGUAAUUAGCAAACUAUCCUGUCUACUCUUCGCUGCUGGACGGCUGUCAUUGAGCCGAACCGCAAAUCCUGUUGUAAAUAGCUUUUCCGUACAUUCUGUUUAUUAUGAAACGAAACUGCAAUAUAGAUUGAAACUAUGAA
Messenger RNA from Culex quinquefasciatus (southern house mosquito), 702 nucleotides. RefSeq names its product cuticle protein 38-like. The record is from RefSeq and is a predicted model, not a curated record. The coding region runs from base 137 to 460 and encodes 107 amino acids. Lineage: Eukaryota; Metazoa; Arthropoda; Insecta; Diptera; Culicidae. The transcript has 2 exons.